AUUAAGUAAAAUUUUACAUAAUUUUUCGAACAGAAUUAAUUUGUCAAACUUUUCAAUUGGAAAAAAUUUCGUAAAAGAUUAUAAUUUGUCGACUGUUAAUGUUUGUGCAUUUGCCGAUUUACAUGUUUUCUUUAUGUUUCAAAGUAAUUAUUCUAUUAUUAAAAAGAUUUGUACAAGAAAAUGACUUAGGAUAUUACAAUAGUGGACGAAAAAUAAUUAUUCAUUGGCUGACACGACAUCAAGUUGAAACUUCAUUGAGACCGUUGUUCCUUGGAACAACAACCGGGCGAGAUCAUUCAUGAUCGGCGAAUUAAUCGCGCACCACGAUUCCAUCCGCACAUCGGUAGGUAGAUCCUUGGCCGGGCGACAUCGAGUUUCAUAAAUAAAGCCCCAUUGAAGAGAAGUUCAUCGGGGGAUGGGGUAGCAUGACCUGCUGACCUAGAUUUCUCAUGACUUGCGUCAUUCACAAUCUCGCCCCACCAGCCGAGCCUUGGUGACUGCACGCAUCUAAAAUAGUGGAGGAUACAAAGGGAAAUGGCGAGGGGGAUGAACGGGAUGGUGGUCGCGAGUCUGUACAAAGACAAACAAUUGCGAAUCGAACGGCGUCCCGACGAACAGCGCGCGGCAGCGACUUUCAGUCUUCUUUCAAGGACGUGCGAGGACCACAGCGGUAUCAAAACGCGUUCGCGAUUGUACGACCUUACAUCAAGAAAUCGUUACCAUCCAAUUUUAAAACAGUGUCGAUAUAAUAAAUGGAUAAGGGUCUUUGUUGCGAUAACCAGGUUUAAUAGUGAAUUAGUCAGUGUAGUUUUCAGGAUAGUUAGAACUAUCGUGCCGGACGUUGAAGUGACCGUGUUGCGCGGUCGACAUUGUGCAAGCAAGGACAAUCUGGGUCAACCUGCAGGAUUCUUGAAAAGGAAAGAGAACAUCUUCUGAGAAAUCCUUCCGAAGACGCGUGUGAUCGGUUCUGACGUUUCCGAACAUUUCCGGCGAUCGGGAGUGUAGUAAAAAUGUUCGAAUUUACUCGAAGCUUUAUCAUCGCGGGUCGUAAAAUAAAUUCGCGAUAAAAAAAAAUAUCUACCGUCUGUAUAAAUAUAACGAGACUUUUUGUGUUAUUAAAUUUGAAAAGUCAUCUUCUCAGGUAAGAAAAGAUAUUUUUUAAAUUAUGCACAUCUCCAUUUUUGUUUAAAAUACAUAAGAUUCUAAAAUAAAUUCAGACAAAAUUUUGAACAAUAAAUUUUCAAUGUGUUUAGAGAAUUUGUAGUUACUUUCUUUUUACUGUAAAAUAAUAAAUUUUUGUUGCACAAAGUUUUGUUUGCAUUGAAAUGUUUUGCUGAAAAAAUAUUUUCUAUUAGAUAAUUUUUGACGGGUUGAUAUAGGGUAUAAUGAGAAACCCUGUUUUAGGCAAAGAUCACACUUUAAUAGAAAAUCUUAAGCUCGCCCUUGGCUCGUCUUCAUAGUCUCUCCUACUGACCCGAAUAUCUAUAUAUGGCGAUGCACUAUUUAUAGAACCACCCCCGAUGAACGACCCCAACGAACGCAACGUAGGUCUGUAUCAAACGCGGGCAAAGAGGCAUAGCAAAUGCGAAUGCAUUUCUCUCUAUAAUUUUAUUAAUGUCUAUAAUUGGACAAUGUAUGUAUAUCAACAAACUCAAAGUUUCAUAUAAUAAAAUUUUUUUAUGACAAGAAGCGUAAUAUAAAAAUUUAUAAAAAAUAACAUUAUUGCAAUUACAAAUAUAUUUUACCAAUGUUUAUUAUCGGUUUGUUAUAUUCCUAUUUAUUUUUUUCUUAAUUUGUUACGUAUGGUACCUUCACUGAAUAAAACCCACUUAAAAUAUUUCAUCUUUUAAGGAUUCUAAUAGAAUAAAACUUUGAAAACUGUAUUUAAUAGAAUAUUUUAAAUUAUAAAAGAGACACAAUGCAAAUAAAUUACCCGGGUUCAAUAAAGACCUACUUAAUUUAUGUUUUAUUCUUUAAAAACUUUUUUUAUAUUAAAGAAAAUUCCAUUUAUAUAAAAUUUUGUAAAAAUAAAUCAAAUGUACCUUAUUCCUGCAGUCCAGACACCUGCAUUGUGUCUCUUAUAACAUAAAUUUCAGUUUAAAAGUUUUAGAAAAGGCCAACACAUUGACCUUUAUACCUAUAGGAUAUUUACGGACAUGUUCUAUUUAUACACGAGGUCGAUAAUUUGGUAUCGGGAGCGCUAUUUCUCAAUAGCGCUCCCGAUAUUCUCACAUACGCGAUGAUAUUUUUAAUCUGGCAAAAAAGACUUUGGUUCGCGAUUUUUCAAAUUACGAUAAUUUCCUCCAAUGUUUUCCAUUAAUCUUUAUGCGCUCGUUAAAUACAGUUCGGACCGUGAGACUUUUCAAGAAUCUUUUAAACGUUGAAAAUGCAAUUCCGAUCGUUAAAAUUUUACUUCUCAACUCUACGCUACGACGCUUGAUAAUACCUACGUUGUCGGUUAUUCUUAUAUUAUCUGCUACUUCUUUUGCCCUGGUUUCGUACCUCUCUCUCUCUCUCUCUCUCUCUCAUCAACGGUGACCUCGCACCCUCUCUAGCGCAACGAGUUCAUUGCUCUGCCGGUGUUUCCCUCUGACGUCAUCGACUACCCGCGCGUCAUCGAACGCCAUUGCCUGACAUUGUCGUUACACACAUACGAAUAUCGAAUGUAAAAAAAUAUAUUUUUUAAAUAAUGACGUCAAAUGUUGCGCCUUGGUACACCACUUUUUCUUUAAAGAAAAAGCGCAGUUGGCUUAUCGAAGAAGAAUCUAUUAACACGUCUUCACUUGUUAUAAGUAUCGGGAGAAGGGUGGUAGUUUCUUCUAUCUCUUUGUCGUUGGCAGUGAAUAACGUUAUCGACGUUGCAUUUUCCGUAGGAAAUACGGUAGGAACAUAUUCGGUGAAAUAAUGCGCGGAUAAGACUGCAGUACCGAUGCACACAGCCGAUAGAGUACUGAGCAUUGAUAAUCUAGACGGAAGGGUGGUAAAGCCCGUUCCUUUACCGUACGAAGUACGGUGUCGGUCGAAACUUGAUCGACGUAUUUCCCUUUUACCUUGUAAAACGUUGCGUUACUCGACGAGCAUUAAAGAGCUUUGCGAUCGCGACGAUUGUCUGAUCAAACACAUGGUUUUUCUACUGCAUUAUUUGAGAGAUAAAAGCAGACUUGUAUCGUGUGAGAGAAUCGAUGGUAGAAUUUUUCUUCGUACGGUACUGUUAAUGUUUUCACUAACCUAUUUUAGUUAAUCUAACACAUAUUUCCCAUGAAAUUUUCUAAAAAUUUGUAGCUACGACAGAUCCAAUUUUCUAUUUGUUUCUAAUUGAAACCUUUCCGGAAAAAAUAUCAAGGAUCAAAUUAUACAUCAAAUUAAGUUAUAUCAGAGCAGAUCUAAUUUUAUCAAUUGAUUUGUAAAAUUAGGUCUGCUCUGAUAUAACUUAAACUGUAAUUUGAUCCUUUUCAUAUAAUUUGAUAUAUUUUGAAAAGAUUUUUUUCCCAAGCUUUUAUAUCUCAUUUAUAUCAUUUCAAUUUACUUUAUAGAACAUUGUAAUUAUUUAAAUAAACAAAAAUAAUAUUUUAUAAAUAGGAUCAUAAGAGAGAAACAUAUAAAAAAUUUUCUUAUAAAAUUUAAAUUAAUGAGUCAUCUAAUCUCUUAAUAAUCUACUUAAUCUACUAUUAUAUAAUAUAAAAUAUAAAAUGUAUUUGAUUAAAUUUUAUAAUCUGCUUGUUACUUGGUUAUUUUUAUUAUAUAGUUUGAAAUGUUUCUUUUGUAUAUUAAAAAAAUUCUUUAUCUCAAUUGAUAGAUGGCUAAAGUUGUCCCAAGUUUAUCAUCAAAAACAUCGCAACUUUGUAACAAAUUUUGCGGUAAAUAUAAACGAAAAAUUCUCUCCGUAUUAAUGAACAUUAUAUGUUAUUUUAAAUAUAAUAGC
Messenger RNA from Monomorium pharaonis (pharaoh ant), 3922 nucleotides. RefSeq lists its product as uncharacterized. The transcript has 2 exons. Bases 535 to 936 code for a protein of 133 amino acids. The record is from RefSeq and is a predicted model, not a curated record. NCBI's taxonomy places the organism in Eukaryota, Metazoa, Arthropoda, Insecta, Hymenoptera, Formicidae.